UUUGCUGUUGGAUAUAAUAUGAUAUAGGGAAUAUAUUAUUGGAAACAGAAAAUAAUUUAUGACAUUCGCUCCUGAUAUGACAUCCGGUGUCAAUCCGGUGGUGACAGAAUUAUUUUAGAUGCCGAGUUGAAUUUGCGGAACUUUAUAAGAGCGUGCGACAGUCGUAUUCAUUCCGAGAGGAAAUGAGGCAACUUAGUUACGGUAUAUAAUGGAAACCACCGUAGAUAGUAUUUGGAAUUAGUACCGGUACCGGUACCGUAGUAUAUUAUCUUGAGAUAAAAAGAAAACUUGAAAAUGCAAAAAUCCAUUGGGUUUGAUGGAAUUGGAAAAGCUGAGAUCGGCCCCGAAGGAGGUUCCGUUCAUUUCGAUGAUUGCUUUGUUACAAUUCCACCCGGAGCUUUGAACCAUCCCGUGCACUUUAAACUGAAUCUUCAAACAGAUUCGACACAAUUUUGCCCGGAAGAUUUUGUCGGAAUAACUUCAGUAUUGUGUAGUAGUACACCCAUACGAUCCAAUCUUCCUAUGAAAAUUAGACUAAGAACUUGGUGUCGUACAGAACAAGAGAAUAUUAUCGCGUACGUCGCUUGCAUGGAAGAUGAGGACUCAGACAUAAAAAUACUCGAACAAAAACAACUAAAAACAUCUAGACAAUUUAUGAAAUUAGAAACUCAGCAUUUUUCAAAAUUAUUCGUUUACAUGAAAACACUUUUCAUUGAAAAGGUUGUGUUCCAAGUCCUGCCAGAACUCUACUUCAACAAAAAAGGUAAAUUCAGAUGCAUAUUCUCACUUGAUGAGGAGACAACGAAGAAAGAAGUUUUUCCAGAAAUGAACAGAGCAGAAUACAGCCCAACUCCUCUUUGGUUCGAUCGCUUAACAGUGAAAUGUGGAAACAAAAUUUCUAUUAAGAUCAGUGCAGAGUCACAUGAAACAACACAAAACUACACUUUCACUCCGAUAAAUAAGAAUGGAUUUUCAAUAAGUGAAGAUCUUUGGAAGGGAAAUAGAAAAGUCAUUGAAUUUCAGGUAUCUCCUCUUCCGCAACCGCAGGAACUUCUUGAUGUUCACUUUGAAUUGAAUCAAAAUGGGAAGACUGAGCGUUCGGCUUAUAACAUGUUAUGGCCUGAACUAGAUUUCAUUGAUGAGAUCGACUGACUGAUCAGUGCUCAACUAAGAAAAUCCUGCCUGAUCUCUCUACAGAGGCAAUGAGGAACAAAAAUACUAUUUGAUUCUCUUAUUAUGGAAAUCAAAACCUGCUCUAUCUCCCAUAUGUUUAUAAGAUGUCGCACAACCUGAAAAGUGUAGUGUCACAUCUCUAAAUUAGGGGAUGUUUCAUCCCCUUCAGGUCAAUCACUGGUCUUAUCUAUUGUCGGCAAUGUUGGUUUAUUAACUGCCAAAGUUGUACUUUCCAAUUAUGACCUCAUAAAUUGUAAAAAGAAAUAAAAAUGUUGGGGUUAUGCUGCUUGACAGCCAGCUUUGGUUUCAUGUGGUUAUUAUGAUUGCACUGUUAUUUGUUUGUUUGUUUCGAGAAAUUUACAUAUUAGUUUGCACUAGUGAUUUUUUCAUUUUCUCCCAUGUUCAGUCAUUUUCGUUGCAUUCUGAGCAUAUUUACAUUUUGUUCGCCCUAACGAAUCUUAAUCCCAUCUUUGUGUAUCUAUUGUAUCAUUUUUUUAAAAUAAUGCAUUUGCUACAUUUAUUAUUUGUGAUAAUGAUAGUGUUAAAAUAUAAAUAACAAUAUCUUGUUAA
Styela clava is the source of this 1743-nucleotide messenger RNA. NCBI's taxonomy places the organism in Eukaryota, Metazoa, Chordata, Ascidiacea, Stolidobranchia, Styelidae. The record is from RefSeq and is a predicted model, not a curated record.